AUGGUCACGAUGGUCAUAGACAGGCAGACAAUUGUAUCAUCCUUCAACCCUACCCGGAACGCCUCCUCCCCGUCUACACCCCUCCAGGUCGGCAACGGCAACUUCGCCUUUGGAGCCGACAUCACAGGUCUGCAGACCUUCCUCCCCUGGGCCAUCCUCUCUUCGUGGGCAUGGAAGAACGACACGCUUCCUCCAGGGCGCACUCUUGAAGAAGCCGCAGCAUACACGGGCAAACAGUGGUGGAACCAUGACCGGCUUGUCACGUACAAGUUCGGCGGAGACGAUCCCGAGCUCGAGCAGUGGCUCAUCGCCAAUCCGAAUCGCGUCAACCUCGGACGCGUGGGGCUCGUCUUUUUUGGUGAGGACGGAAUGGCGGAGAACGUGACGGAGGUCGAUAUGCAAGAGAAAACCCAGGUACUCGACCUGUGGAGCGGCACGCUCACGAGCACAUUCAUCUGGAACGGUGCGAACGUCACUGUACGCACGUCCGCUGGCCAAGAUAUGUCUGUGAUUGGGGUCAGCAUCGAUUCGUCACUUUUCGAGCGAGGCCAGCUGGGCGUAUUCCUCGACUUCCCUUGGUGCGACGGCUCGCAGAAAUUCGAGGCUCCGUUCGUCGGGUACUUCAAUAUGACGGUCAUGCAUACCACCAAUCUGACCGUUCUUGGUGAAGGCGAAGGUGUCCAGGCCCAGAUUGAACACACAAUGGUGAACAACACGUUCUUCGCCUCAGUGGGUGGAGACGCCUUCAGCAUCACACGCGACAGUCCCGACGCACAUAGGUAUACACUUCGCCCUUCGGCAUUACAAUCAUCUCCCUUUUCCUUCACGGUUGGAUAUUCGUUAUCGGGAAACGACUCGCUGCCAAGCGCAGAGACAAUAUUUGCCGAUUCAGCGGACGUAUGGGAUGCUUAUUGGGAGCAAGGAGGGUUCGUGGACCUCACCAGCACACAGGACAGCAGAGCACAGGAGCUGCAGAGACGGAUCAUCCUUUCGCGGUACUUGAUGCGAGUGAACGAGGCAGGCGACUAUCCAUCGCAGGAGUCUGGGCUCGUCAACAACGGCUGGGUGCAGCAAGGCUGGCCAGCCGGAGGCGCACGGUGGGGCAAGAUGUCCUCGCCCUCGGGCUCAUCCGCGCCAGGCGAGAUCAACGAGCUUCUCAUCUGGCAGCAACCGCACCCGCUCGUGUUCGCGGAAUACUUCUACCGCGCCGCCUCCGCGUCACCCUCACCUGUGACAGCGCAGCAGCAGAUCCUGCAGGACUGGCUCCCCGUCGUGAACGCGACUGCCAACUGGAUGGCCGACUUCGCGUGGCCCAACGCGUCCACGCACGUCUACGAUCUCGGCCCGCCGAUGUACACCGUCGCGGAGGACACCGCGCCCAAUGGCACCGUAAACCCCGCAUUCGAGCUCGCGUACUGGCGCUUCGGCCUGGACCUCGCGUCAGCGUGGUUGGAGCGCCUCGGUGAGCUUGCUCCCGAGCUGUGGACCGCGGUGCAGGACGGGCUGGCAGAGUACCCGGUAGACGAGGAAGACGGGUUGUACGCGGUGUACGAAGGCAUUCCGGAUGACUUCUGGACGAAUCCGAUGUUUAUCAAUGAUCACCCGGCGACGGUGGGCAUGUACGGCUGGCUGCCCGCCGUGCAGGGCGUGAACAUCUCGCGGGUGAACGAGACGGCGCACAUGGUGUGGGAGAGCUGGAACAUCACCAAUUUGUGGGGGUGGGACUUCCCCCUCCUCGCGCUGAACGCCGCACGCUCGGGCGAAGCAUCCGACGCCGUCGACUGGCUCCUGCACCCGCUCUUCCAGUUCGACGACGCGGGCUACCCGAUCGGCGGCGUGCGCGUGCCGACGCCGUACUUCCCGGGCUCGGGCGCACUGCUGUACGCCAUCGGGCUUAUGGCUGGGGGCUGGGACGCAGACGCAUAUGGUGGGCCUGGAGGUGGGGAAGGUGCAGGGUUCCCGGAGGAUUGGGUUGUCAGGGUGGAGGGGAUUAUGAGGGCGCUGUAG
Molecule: messenger RNA, 2007 nt
Organism: Coniophora puteana RWD-64-598 SS2
Lineage: Eukaryota; Fungi; Basidiomycota; Agaricomycetes; Boletales; Coniophoraceae
Exons: 5
Coding region: 1-2007 (668 amino acids)
Biological process (GO): carbohydrate metabolic process
Source: RefSeq, a predicted model, not a curated record